AUGGCCAGCGACGACGUGGAGACUGUCGCCGACACCAUCCUCCAGGCGACGACGUUGUCGGUGAUCCUGUUGCUGGGCCUGGUGCUCAACGUCAUCGUCAUUAGCGUGUUCUGCUGCAGCAGACUCCUUCGCGCCGCCAGACACAACGUGUUCGUGAUGAACCUGAUUGUGUGCGACAUCAUCUUCCUCGUCACCGUCAUGCCCGCCUCGCUCGUCAACGUCCUCUGUCCUCAUGUCUGUGCGUCCGUCAUGAGAGCCGGGAUUUUGUGUAAGAUCACUGGGUUCAUAACGAUGUUUCUGUGCACAAUGGCCGCCUUCACCUUGGCGGUGAUUGCAAUAGACCGAUACUUGGCCGUGGUGUGGAUCAGGAAACACCGGUGUAUUGACAGCAAAACGUCCAGCUAUGUGGUGCUGUUUGUGCUAUGGGUGAUCGCCGCCCUGGGCGCCUCCCCACCCUUGAUGCUCCCUGGCGACUCUAAGUUCGUGUACGAGGCUGGAACCAAACACUGCUCUCCAUCUCUCAAGACCGACUGCUGGCUCUACUGGCUGGCCGUGGCUAUAGGCCUGGGAUCCACCAUGCCAACCAUGACAUUCUGCUACUGCAGAAUUGUCAUUGAAGUCAGACGGCAGAGGCGGAAAGUCCUGCCAGGUGUUAGCGUUGUUAAACCCAACACUUCAGAAGUUGAGGAGAAGAGUGAGUUCUGGAAACCCGGUUCAAAUAAAGACUCAAAUGAAGGUAACAGAAACACGAUCGCGGUGAAGAGUAAAGCCGCCGAGUGUUCGCCACGGACAUCGAAGAAGCGACUAGAACAAGAACUAGCAAAACGAAGCGCUGUGAUGAUUUUGGCGUAUCUGAUGUGUUGGAGCCUCUACACGGUGACGCACGCCUGUCCGGCUCGUCUAGAGGGACCUCUCUGGCUGGAGGUGACCGGAAUGUGGACGGUGUUCACUCUGACCAUCUGGAACCCCAUCAUCUACGUGUUCAACAACAGGCAGUUCAUGGAAGAACUCACUAGACUGAGACGAAGACAGAACCAUUAG
Molecule: messenger RNA, 1041 nt
Organism: Gigantopelta aegis
Lineage: Eukaryota; Metazoa; Mollusca; Gastropoda; Neomphalida; Peltospiridae
Product: alpha-1A adrenergic receptor-like
Exons: 4
Coding region: 1-1041 (346 amino acids)
Biological process (GO): G protein-coupled receptor signaling pathway
Cellular component (GO): membrane
Molecular function (GO): G protein-coupled receptor activity
Source: RefSeq, a predicted model, not a curated record